Molecule: messenger RNA, 2706 nt
Organism: Arachis duranensis
Lineage: Eukaryota; Viridiplantae; Streptophyta; Magnoliopsida; Fabales; Fabaceae
Product: probable glycosyltransferase STELLO1
Exons: 3
Coding region: 376-2673 (765 amino acids)
Source: RefSeq, a predicted model, not a curated record
AUAAUAAUAAUAAUAACAGUCAUUAUAAAAAAAAUGUGAGAGGAGAAGAAGAAGAUUCCACCACACCAAACUACUAUUUGCAGUUGCAUUCAAGCCUAAGGAACCGACACUCUCAACCAUACCUGUCGGCAACAACACCAGUAGCUUACAUCAUCACACUUCAGAGAGUUCAGAAAAAGAAAAAAGGAAUUGUAAACUAGUUUCUUUUGAUUUGGUUUUCAGAGAUACUCGUUCAUGUUGGAAGAGGAAGAAGACAGUGUUUGCGUUUCAACAACUAAGCUAAGUGAGUGUUGAAACUGAUUCACCUUCAAGUCAAGCUCUUAACAGAAUCAGUAAAACUUAAAAACGCUUUGAUUUGAGUUUCAACGCUCUCAAAUGUUAGUCCAAGAGCGUUCAGCUCCCAAAUCCACAAACUCUAAACCCAAUUCAAGAAUCAAUGGAUCUCUUCCAACGAAUCGAUUUGCAGAGACGAAGAACCUUGACUUCUCGGCGUGGGUUUCCGAGAAUCUCUACAAGAUCGUCGCCGUCGUGGCCCUCGCCGCCACCGUCGCCGCUCUCUUCUUCCUCCGCAAUGUCGGCGACACCGCCGCGCUCCUUUGCUUCGAGAAGCAAGCACAUGACCUCGAGAAGAUCGCGUUCCCACGCGUUGAUUGGAACAACAUAGCUCCCAUUCGGGAUACGGCGUCGAAGUUCACGAAUUUUCGGACGGAACGGUGGAUCGUGGUGUCCGUUUCCGGUUACCCCUCCGAUUCGCUCCGUGGUCUUGUGAAGAUCAAAGGCUGGCAGGUUCUUGCGAUAGGGAACUCGAGAACGCCCUCGGAUUGGAGCUUGAAAGGUGCGAUCUAUUUAUCACUGGAAAUGCAGGCUAAUUUGGGGUUUAGGGUUGUUGAAUUCCUUCCUUAUGAUUCAUAUGUUAGGAAAACAGUUGGGUAUUUGUUUGCGAUUCAGCACGGUGCUAAGAAGAUCUUUGAUGCUGAUGAUAGAGGGGAUGUGAUUGAUGGAGAUUUGGGUAAGCAUUUUGAUGUGGAGUUGAUUGGGGAGGGUGCUAGGCAAGAGGUUUUAUUGCAGUAUAGUCAUGAUAAUCCGAAUCGAACCGUUGUGAAUCCAUAUGUACAUUUCGGGCAGCGUUCAGUUUGGCCUAGAGGGUUGCCUUUGGAGAAUGUAGGUGAAAUUGGGCAUGAGGAGUUUUACACUGAAGUGUUUGGUGGAAAGCAGUUUAUACAGCAGGGGAUUUCAAAUGGGCUCCCAGAUGUAGAUUCAGUGUUUUAUUUUACGCGCAAGUCAGGAUUAGAGGCUUUUGAUAUUAGAUUCGAUAAGCACGCCCCCAAGGUGGCGCUGCCGCAGGGUAUGAUGGUUCCUGUUAAUUCUUUUAACACGAUGUAUCAUUCGCCUGCGUUUUGGGCUUUGAUGCUUCCAGUGUCUGUUAGCACAAUGGCCUCCGAUGUGUUGAGAGGUUACUGGGGACAGAGGCUUCUUUGGGAAGUUGGUGGUUAUGUUGCGGUAUAUCCCCCUACUGUACAUAGAUAUGACAAGAUCGAGGCCUAUCCUUUUUCAGAAGAGAAAGAUCUACAUGUUAAUGUUGGUCGUUUGAUCAAUUAUUUGGUUUUGUGGAAAUCCAAUAAGCAUAGAUUGUUUGAGAAGAUUUUGGAUUUAAGCUAUGCAAUGGCUGAGGAGGGCUUUUGGACCGAGAAGGAUGUGAAACUUACAGCUGCUUGGCUGCAGGACUUGUUAGCUGUUGGCUACCAGCAGCCAAGGUUGAUGUCGUUGGAAUUGGGACGUCCAAGAGCGAAUAUUGGUCAUGGUGAUCGCAGGGAAUUCAUCCCACAGAAAUUGCCAUCUGUUCACCUUGGUGUUGAAGAGACGGGAACUGUGAAUUAUGAGAUUGCAAAUUUGAUCCGAUGGAGGAAAACUUUUGGGAAUGUUGUGCUUAUUUUAUAUUGCAGCGGGCCUGUGGAACGUACAGCCCUUGAAUGGAGAUUGCUUUAUGGGAGAGUGUUCAGAACCGUAGUUAUUUUGUCUGAAAAGAAGGACAUGGACCUUGUUGUGCAGGAAGGCAAAUUGGACAAAGCAUACAGGUACCUGCCAAAAAUAUUUGAUCAAUUUAGCAGUGCGGAAGGAUUCUUGUUCCUACAGGAUAAUACCAUUCUUAAUUAUUGGAACUUAGUACAAGCAGACAAAACUAAGCUAUGGAUCACUAAUAAGUUAUCUGAGUCUUGGACACCUGUAUUAACCAAAGGCGGCAAUUCAGAUUGGUUAUCGCAACAAGCAAGCAUGGUACAGCAGGUUGUUAGCAUGAUGCCAGCACACUUUCAAGUGAAUUACAAGGAAUUUAAUCCCAAUGAAAAGAACCUCUUACUUUGCAAUUCUGAGGUAUUUUAUGUUCCUCAGCGCCUUGUCAGUGAUUUCAUUGAGCUUGUUAGCCUAAUUGGCGAUCUGGAUAUCCAUCAGAAGGUUGCAAUUCCUAUGUUCUUUGUGUCCAUGGAUUCCCCACAGAAUUUCGACCCUGUUCUUGACACAACAAUCUACAAGCAAAAAUCCCCCACUAAUUCUUCCGCUCUUUAUUCGGCUAAAGUCCCUGCUGUGCAUCCAUGGACUGUGUCAAGUGAGCAAGAUUUCAUAAAGCUUAUUAGAAUCAUGGCAGAAGGUGAUCCACUCCUAAUGGAGUUAGUUUGAAAGUACACAAGAAACAUGUAACACUCAGUUAGC